Messenger RNA from Oncorhynchus keta (chum salmon), 2195 nucleotides. Its product is annotated as hydrocephalus-inducing protein homolog. NCBI's taxonomy places the organism in Eukaryota, Metazoa, Chordata, Actinopteri, Salmoniformes, Salmonidae. Gene Ontology annotation, biological process: cilium movement; axonemal central apparatus assembly. The record is from RefSeq and is a predicted model, not a curated record. Gene Ontology annotation, cellular component: axoneme. The transcript is spliced from 4 exons.
AUGGCGUGGACCAUUCUAGACUUCCCUUACCAGCUGCACUUCUCUCUGUGCCCUGUGAAGGGCUCCUCACUGCCGACCCUGCUAGUGCGCAACAUUGUGCAAAAGUGAGGCCCAGUUCCAGCUUAGCACACACAGCCCUUUCUCAGUGUAGCCCCCUCCAUUGAUGUUAGUGAGAGCAUGCAGGUGAGGGUGGACUUCCUUCCCAAGACUGAAGGAGACCACAACGAGGACCUGCUGCUUUGUUUCUCCUCCGGGGAGGAUGUUUACAUCAGUCUGUGUGGAGUGUCAACAGACGUGAAUGUGAGGCUGGCUAGGAACUCUGUCAUAGUGGAGACAACCUACAUUUCCAUGGACAACCAAAGCUCAGUCUCCAUAGUGAACAGGAGUGAUACUAUAGUCCACUAUCAGUGGAAGAGAUGUGCCACUGAACAGGAGGAGGAGCAGCAGAAGCUAAGGUUCUGUUCCGAGCUGCAGCGGGAAGAGGAGGAUGAGAUGGAUCAGUUCCUGACAGAGUGUGACGCAGACCCCACUCCGCCUGUCCAUGCUCUCACGCACCUUCCAAGACCGACGCAGGCAGCUGAAGGAGAAACGGCUGUCCUUCUCAGACAACUACAUCAUAGUGGAACCUCUGGUGUGCUAUGUAGAGACGGGAUGGAGGGAGGAUGGGGGCAUUUUACUGUGAGCUGAUAGCAAAUGUUCUCUUAUAGGGAGUCCAAUGGUUUAUGGUACAGUAGCUUUGGUGCCCAUGCCCAUUGACCAACAGUCUAAACAAACGUAAUGUGUUUGUCUUAGCUUAUGGUCUAAUGCAGGCUAUGCUACAGUACACAGUAUCACCAAGGCUGAAUUACAUGAUACCUAAUCCCCCUCUGGGAUUAUAGACUUUACUCAGUAUGUGAGUCACAAAGUGCAUGCAAAGUGCAUUUAAGGGAUAGUUUUCUCAAAUGCCAUCAUGUUUUUUUACACAGCAGUAGCUAGGCCAACUUGCAUACCAAAAUCCUCCCAUAGUAUCCUCAUGCUUAUUUCGUUUGCCCUGUAAUCCCUAAGGAAAGGGAUGCACUUUAUCGCAUUAUACCCUGUACCAGCAUUCUGUACCAACCCCUAUAACUCAGUGUGGUGUCUGCAGUGGUUGGGCGUAGGCCUUUGUUUUCCCGUUGCCUGGUUCACACCUCCAGCCUCUGGUGACAGUGACACAUCUGUCUCCGUGGAGUACUCAGCUGUGGUAGAAGACAAACUUUAGCACUUUGAUGAAAUAACUCCAACCUUUAAAAACACAUUUAAAACUCUCUCUGCAUAUCAUUUUGCCAUGCAGCUAGCAGUGAGUCACUGCUCCACAGCAGCUAUAAAAGUCCCCUGGAUAUUCCUAUAUUCAAUUUCAUAUUUUUCAUCCCAAUUUGUGUUGAAUUUUUUUGUGUGGCAGUGUGUGUGAGCACUUAUGAGUAGCCAUAUGUUCAGCAUUCACAAACACAGAGGGAGACUGUCCUUGCUGAGUCAGAGGCGUGGCCACUUGGAUCAGUUCAGCCUCUAACCUGAGCUCACCUGCUGUCUCGGAGUCUGACCGUUGGACUGAGAUGCCCCUGGGGAGACAGCCACUCAUUCUCUCAUCCAUCCUGACACCCAACUCUCCCCAGGCAUUUGUUAAGCACACUAUGUCCUCAGGGAAGUCUCGCCAACAUUUGCCCUUGAUGUCUCACUCUCCUGUCUGGUCAUGUGGUUUUGUGUCAGAGAGUUGGAAAGGAAGAGUGGAAAACAAACACAGACACCCUCCAAAUAAAGCCAAGCCUCCCAAAGACAAACUCUGCACCCAAGUAUUCUGUAUAGCACCUUGAAGAGGUGUGCUCUGUCAGCACAGAGUGAGGCCAGAACCCCACUGUUACCCUAAGGCAAACUUGUCCUUCUGCUCUCCAGAGGUCUGCUGAUUAUGAUUACAUUAGUGUCUUUCUAAGUACUACAUUAACACCCAGCUGCUUUUCUUUUCCACUGGAUGACUUGAUCUAUUUGAUAAAGACACUAUCAUUUGGACAGAAGCUUUAUCUUUCAGCAGACAUAAGUUGUCUUUGAUGAUGAAGAAUAAUACUUGGAUUAUGGGAGUAUUAUAAUAUAUAAUUUUAUAUGACACGGAAUACAAAUAUAAACUCAACAUGUAAAGUGUUGAUCCCAUGUUUCAUGAGCUGAAAUAAAAUAUCCCAGAAAUGUUC